UCAUAGUGCGCAAGUCCAAGAACCACUAUCAACCAAGAGCAGCUUUUUGUGGCCAUCGAAUCUAUGUUUGUGAGCAAUGAAGUAAUAUUUUCGACGCAACUAGAGUAUAUUGCAUGAGAAUAGACUGUUUGACCUGCUCUGAGACCGUUGUGGUUAGCGAUCGAUUGGAUUAGAGGGCUGUAGUUUGUUAACUCGCUCUUGGAAGGACAGUUUUCACGCCGUCUCCGUUCCCUCACACUCUGGAAACGCUGAAACUGUCUCAAUAAAGUUUUGAAUGAAAAUACGUGGUAUUUUGCACAAUGGAAAACAAGGCUAAAGAAAGUCAAACUGAUGAAGCAGCAAAGAGAACAGGAACUCGCGUGUUCAAAAAAACGUCUCCAAGUGGAAAGAUCACAACAUACCUAGGCAAAAGGGAUUUCAUUGACCACAUAGAUCACAUUGAUCCUAUAGAUGGUGUGGUAUUAGUAGACCCAGAAUAUGUUAAAGACGAGAAAAAAGUUUAUGCCCAUGUUCUAGCAGCAUUUAGAUAUGGCCGAGAAGACCUGGAUGUUCUUGGACUUACAUUCCGAAAAGAUUUGUUUUUGGCUACAGUCCAAGUCUAUCCACCAAAGCCUGAAGACAARAAACCAAUGACAAGACUUCAAGAGCGUCUUCUAAAGAAACUUGGUGCUAAUGCUUAUCCAUUCAAAUUUGAGCUUCCACCAGGCUCACCCUCCUCUGUAACUUUACAACCAGCUCCUGGUGACACUGGGAAGCCUUGCGGUGUUGACUAUGAGCUAAAAACAUUUGUUGCAGAAUCUUCUGAAGAAAAACCACAUAAAAGGGACACCGUUCGUCUUGCUAUAAGAAAACUSACAUACGCACCUGAAAGACCACAGCCUCAGCCCUUUGCUGAAGCAGAGAAAGAUUUCAUGAUGAGUUCAUAUCCUCUCCAUGUUGAGGCAAGCUUGGAUAAAGGAUUAUACUAUCAUGGGGAAACAAUAGCUGUUAAUAUACAUUUGUCCAAUCGCUCAUCCAAAACGUGCAAGAAAGUUAAAAUAACAGUACGACAGUUUGCAGAUAUUUGCCUGUUCUCAACAGCUCAGUAUAAAUGUCCUGUAGCUGUGUUGGAAUCAGAGGAUGGUUUUCCAGUAGGUCAAAGUGGAACUCUUUCUAAAGUCUACUGCCUUACACCACUGCUAGAUGACAACAGAGAUAAACGAGGACUUGCUCUUGAUGGCAAACUUAAACAUGAAGAUACAAACUUGGCUUCAUCWACAACAUUGGAUCCUAACAUACCUAAGGAGAAUCUUGGAAUCAUUGUACAAUACAAAGUCAAAGUUAGAAUUAUAGUGGCAUAUGGRGGGGAUUUGACUGUUGAAUUGCCAUUUAUGCUGACCCAUCCCAAGCCUCUUGAGGAGCCUACACCUCCACCAACUCCAGCCAAACCUCCUAGUGCUCCUGUUGAUGGGGAGGCAAACCCAGAGGCACCAGUAGCUGUGGAUCACAACUUGAUCGACUUUGAUACAGAUGGUCCAGAGCGACAUAGUGAUGAUCAUGAUGAUCUGAUAUUUGAAGACUUUGCAAGACUGCGACUAAAGGGGACUGACCUUACUGAAACAGCAGACGCCUAAUGUCAGAUGCACUUCAAUUAUUGCCACUGCUGGCCCUGCUCACCCACCCAUAUCCAAUUUAAAGCAUCAAACAGCUUACUUCAAUAGUAGUUAGCCAUCCGCUAACUAUAAAAUAGUCAAUUUUUAAUUAUUUUACAUUUAAAGGUGAAUUUAUAGGUAUAGCAAGGGAUGUUGCAUUAUUCUCUAAAAUGUUGUCAUCCAAUUUAGAGACAUCAUGCAUGGUUCUUGAAAGGUAUAAUUUGUUGAUAGUUUGUGAAAAAUGUUUACACCAGAACUGRGGUCUGUUUGAUUAAUGCUAAGCCUCACUCUGAAGACCAGACCAAGGGGAUUAUUCUACAUUAAUUUCUUCAAUGACGUUUUUUUUUUCUAUUUUACUUCAUAGCAUGAGCAAUAACUCUAUCAAUGUUAUUUUUCUCUUAACAUUAYUAUUAUUAUUAAUAUUAUUUGUAGUCAAUAUGCUUGAUGGAAUAUUUUACUACAACUACUUUGAGAGCUUUGCCUACUUUAUCGUGCAAAGGAGUAGUCCCCAGUCUUUUUUUUUUGCUCUAAUGAAGUGCAAGUAUGAAUAUUAUAAGUCUGAAACUACUCAUAAGAUUCCAGUAGUUAAAGUCAAAUACCAUCAUGCAAAAUGUYCUUCUAGACUAUUGGAAUUACAGUAUGUUUAUCUUCAAUUGUCAUAUUAUAAUACUUUUCUGUCGACGAAAGAGUAUACAGGUUUUUAUUCUCAAGUUUCUUUAGAAGCAAUGUUUAUAGGCCAUGCCUUAUUUUGCGGGUUAAUUUUGUCUUAAUUGGGAAUUGUAUUUAUUGUCAUGUUUUGUUGAACUAUGAAUUCUGUUGGACUAUCAUCUGUGAAAAAAUACAUAAUGCUUGAAACUGGAUUGUUUGAAGGCUGAUUAGCUUUAUUCUAAGGUUAACUCCAAAUGUUUUUGAUGAGUUCAAACUCCAUCUGGUUUGUUUUCUCCAUAGGUUUUAUAAGUGACCUAGGAUUAGGACUAAUUGUGGAACUGGGACCAGUAUAAUAUAAUAACUACUAUAAUAAUGUUUCAGUCAUAAUUAUGAGUGUUUAUUGCCAUAUCAUAUGAAGAUUUUACCCUGUUUCACUCUUACAAUAAUUAUGGGAUUAAAAAGAAAAAGAUCCCAAAUCAAAUCAUUAGUGUGGUUUUAUGUUCUUAUGAAAUGUUUUGCCAAUGAAAUAAUGAUAUCCUAUUGUUUUAGUUGCCCCCUAUGCAGGUGAAAGUGUCAUCGUUUAAGCAACUAUGACAUAUCCAAACAWUGUAUUGACAACUGUCGAUCAUAUGUAUUGUAAUUAAGAACCUGUACAAAUAAAAAUAAUAUUCAUAAGGGGUCAGUUGUGCAAAUGGUGAAUAAAAUAAUCCACUUCAUAAAAUUAUUCACUCCAUACUUAGGCUUUGUAUGGACUUUAUCCACUGGAUAGGAAUUUAUCCAAGGGAUAGCACUGUUCAUCAUACAACUGGCCCUAGAGUCCUCUCUGACCUUGAUUUAGCCUUAGCCAACAUAACUUUCCUUAAGCUCCUCAGUUCUUCCACAUUCGGAUGGCUGAAGAGUGUAAACUAAAAAUGUCAAUAAUAUAUAUGAAUUGUACCAAUAUYCUAGUAAUAAUAUUGUUAUUUUGAUAUUAGUUCUGUAAAUCACUGUCUGCAAAGAAUAUACAUAAUGAAUAAAAGAUAUACUGAAAACUGUAA
This is a messenger RNA of Exaiptasia diaphana, 3316 nucleotides long. Its product is annotated as beta-arrestin-1. Lineage: Eukaryota; Metazoa; Cnidaria; Anthozoa; Actiniaria; Aiptasiidae. Gene Ontology annotation, cellular component: cytoplasm. The transcript is spliced from 19 exons. The record is from RefSeq and is a predicted model, not a curated record. Gene Ontology annotation, biological process: G protein-coupled receptor internalization; signal transduction. Gene Ontology annotation, molecular function: G protein-coupled receptor binding. Bases 300 to 1613 code for a protein of 437 amino acids.